CGAUCAACGACCAACGAACCAUCAGCGAUCAUUAUCAUUGGCCCGCAGCUCGCUGGGUCGCAGAGCGUAAGAGCGAGUGUUCUUGUCGGGUGUUGCGUUUCAACACCCAGCUUUAAGUUUCAACAGCCAUGCCGGGUCCAAUCCGGACCUGUGCGGAUCCUGGUGCAGUGCAACUCUGCGACGAGGGGGCGCUUCAGAUAUAGUAGAGAGCGUACAGUGAGUAUCCUUAGGAGGCGUUGUGUUUGGGGACUUGCGGCGGGUGGCGCUGGGAACUUGCUAGGGGAGCUGGACCGACUAUGGACUGUCGUGCUAUAGGAUCCGGUUUCGAGUUUCCCUCUCCGGCUGGAUCUCGACGGUUGAUGAUCUUUUGUCCGCUGUGGAUGGGUCAGAGAAGAGGCCGCCCAGAGAAGGAGGCUUCUGGACCAGAGACUAAGCACCGCCCAUCCAUCACUAACACGCGUCGGUACCAGGCAAAACGUCUUUGCACGGUUACAACUUCUGUACGAAUAUGUACCUCCGCAUGUGUUGUGCUGCCGGACAGUACCUCUUCUUCGUUCAGGAAGAGCCACAAGAUCAUCGCCGCGUCAGCCUCAGCUAGAAGAUCUGCCGCCCUCACGAUACACCAUCACCCCUGGGCCCUGGCUAUUUACUCUUGUAUACUGGAUCCCAGGUAUUCAUGGCCCAUGGAAUUCCCCUGGUGCCCCCCUGAGUCCCUGACUACUGAAGCGACAAGCGAAGGCCAGACUCCAGACCUCCAAAACCUCCAACCAACCAACCAAAAACUUCAACUCCCUUCACUUCUUCUUCUCCACUGUCACUUUGUACCCACUGCUCCCUCCAACUUCUCCCGCAGCAUGGGCAGCACGGACAACGCCCUGAAGAGGCGCCCCUCCCAUAUAGCCUCGAGUCCGACGUCUUCUGGUUCGUCCUAGACCCUUCAGUGCAUUGAAGCCACCUCCCCCACAAUUAUGCCGCGCUCUGUGUUUGGUGUCUCUUGCCGGCCAUGUUUUGCCUGGGACGGGUAGAUCUCGGUAGGUAGUAUAAGGAACUCGAGCACUGCAUGUGCGGAAAACACUCUCUGUCCUUCUUCUUCUCUUUCUCUUUGAGUCCAUCCAUUUCCCUUCUGUGUAGCUGGUCUCCCCCCCGUCCUAUAGCC
Amorphotheca resinae ATCC 22711 is the source of this 1156-nucleotide messenger RNA. RefSeq lists its product as hypothetical. Bases 297 to 932 code for a protein of 211 amino acids. The transcript has 2 exons. NCBI's taxonomy places the organism in Eukaryota, Fungi, Ascomycota, Leotiomycetes, Helotiales, Amorphothecaceae. The record is from RefSeq and is a predicted model, not a curated record.